Drosophila simulans is the source of this 560-nucleotide messenger RNA. RefSeq lists its product as uncharacterized. Lineage: Eukaryota; Metazoa; Arthropoda; Insecta; Diptera; Drosophilidae. The record is from RefSeq and is a predicted model, not a curated record. Bases 110 to 418 code for a protein of 102 amino acids. The transcript has a single exon.
CUUCAAACUAUUUGCUCAGCUGUAAAACCUUUUUUCGGAGUCAGCUUCGUUUUAUCUUUUAGUAGAAUAGUUACCAUUUGGGAUUCACAGGGUUAACAUCAAACUGAAGAUGUAUCUCCAUUAUUUUUUUGUAUUCAGCUUAGUCUGCAGUAUUAUUCUAGUUCAAGUUCAGACUCAACAGAAUGCUACGAGCAACGCAACCAAUAUCCAUGGGAAUAAUACUAGAAGACACAUCAUGGUACGGAAAUUGCACGCUGAUGAGAAGCUGGGUAAAGGAAUGAUGAGUAUAGUGAUACACAAGAUUCAACCCGGGCACUCCUACUACAAGGUGUUUGAUGGCGAUGAGGAGGCAGCGCGUGGAUUCACCAAUAAGAUAUGGAACCGUUUGUUUAAUCGCUAUAGCACAAUGCGCAUAUAAAUUAUUAGUCUUAAUUCUAGUUACGUAUGCGGAAUAAGUUAGCUUAAGUUAUAAUUAUAAAGCUAGAAUUGAAUAUGGAUUCCUCGUCGGGUGUGGAAUCCUUUGUGUGCAGGCAGGCGCUAGAUCUGGUGUAGAAAACCUC